UUUAUGAAAACUGCUUAGCAACAGUUAUGUCGAUUCAGCAUAAAAGUAAUGAUUGCGAGAAACUGCAGUUAUAGCCGUUGCAGUCGAUAAUAGAAUUCCGUUUUCUCUCAUAUAAUUUGAAAGUAAAAAGUGUAGGGAGAUCGCCGCGAAACUAUUUACAAGCAAAGAACACGGUGAUGUGAACACAUUCGUCCUCGUAACUCAGCUCGAACGUUCGAAGUCGUGUGAUAAAAGUGACAUAAAUAAUCGCCUAUCAAGAUGCCUAACAUCAUAAACGACAUCAAAUUAGAUUUCAAAGACGUUUUGUUACGUCCGAAAAGGAGUACAUUGAAAAGUAGAUCCGAUGUUGAUCUAUUCAGAGAAAUUACAUUUCGUAAUUCAAAACAAACUUACAAGGGAAUUCCUGUGAUGGCAUCAAAUAUGGAUACAGUAGGAACAUUUGAAAUGGCAAAGGCAUUAUCCAAGCAUGGUCUCUUCACUACUAUUCAUAAAUAUUAUACUGCAGAGGAAUGGAAAGAUUUUGCGAUACAAAAUCAUGAAUGCCUUAAAAAUGUAGCUGCUAGUUCUGGUACAGGAAAAGAAGACUUUGAACGAUUGUCCAGUGUUCUAGCUGCUGUCCCUGAACUAUCUUUCAUUUGUUUAGAUGUUGCUAAUGGAUAUUCGCAACAUUUUGUAGAAUAUGUUAGGAAAGUGAGAGCCGAGUACCCUAGUCAUACUAUAAUCGCAGGGAAUGUGGUAACUGGAGAAAUGGUAGAAGAACUGAUACUAUCUGGAGCAGAUGUGAUUAAAGUUGGUAUUGGCCCUGGAUCUGUGUGUACUACACGCAUGAAAACUGGUGUAGGAUAUCCACAGUUAAGUGCUGUAAUCGAAUGUGCUGAUGCUGCUCACGGUUUAAAAGGUCAUAUAAUUUCGGAUGGAGGUUGUACUUGUCCAGGCGACUUAGCAAAAGCUUUUGGCGCUGGGGCCGAUUUCGUGAUGGCAGGCGGUAUGUUUGCUGGACAUGACGAAUGUGGAGGAGAAGUCAUAGAAAAGAAUGGGAGAAAAUUGAAAUUAUUUUACGGCAUGGCUUCGAGCACAGCAAUGAAGAAACACGCUGGAGGUGUUGCUGAAUACAGAUCUUCGGAAGGUAAAACUGUAGAAGUACCUUACAAAGGUCUAGUGGAAAAUACUAUUUUAGACAUACUGGGCGGUCUACGCUCUGCGUGUACGUACACGGGAGCUUCGCGAUUACGCGAAUUACCACGUCGUGCUACAUUUAUACGUUGUACGCAACAAUUAAAUCCCAUGUAUGGCCCACCACCGGAAGUUUGAAGUUGUCUUAAUAGUACGAUUUCUUGUAGUACAGAUUUAGUUGAAAAGUUCUCCCGAUUAGGUCAACCAAUGAAUUUGUAUUAUUUGCUGGCAAAUAAUAUUUACAAAACUUACGAGGCUAUAAUUAACAUAGAUGUAUAUACGUUUUGACAAUAAUUUUGAAUUACAAUUAUAGAGCUCAAAGGAAGUAUUAAACGCUUGAAGCACAAAUAUACAUUCUAUUAUUGUAUUUAUAUUCUUUUUAUGAACAUUGUACGCAUAACUGUACAUAUAUAUCUGUAUUAUUAUAUGUUUUUAACAAAUAAGCAGCAUUUAAAUAUAUCAAAA
Molecule: messenger RNA, 1638 nt
Organism: Hylaeus anthracinus
Lineage: Eukaryota; Metazoa; Arthropoda; Insecta; Hymenoptera; Colletidae
Product: GMP reductase 1-like
Exons: 7
Coding region: 259-1311 (350 amino acids)
Biological process (GO): nucleotide metabolic process
Cellular component (GO): GMP reductase complex
Molecular function (GO): GMP reductase activity
Source: RefSeq, a predicted model, not a curated record